CUACCCAACGUGGUUCUCUUAUAAAUUACAUCUGGCACUCCCUCAACGUUACUUCGCCUCGCCAAAUAAAUCUGCAACAUUAGCGGUCGUGGUUUACAGGAAUUUAUCCGCCUUCCUGCCCCAAAGAUCCGCCAUCCGGCUCAAAGAUGGAAUCGAAAUGGAUUACGAGGUGAUUUCGAAUAUUGCGACUGCUUGGCUAAAGCACAACGGAAGCGAGCAGAGCGGUAACCUGUCAGACGGUCUUUUCACCAUGGAGUUCAAUCACCAGGUGAAGAACGAAUCACCGCCGGACUCAUGGAAGAUCGUGUGCGGAGUCGCGGAUUACGCCAGUUACGGCUAUUCAUGGGACACCCAAUCUUGCCUAACAAGGAAUUUGGAGCCGUCGAGGACACGAUGCCUGUGCCCCAGAUCCGGGACGUUCGCAAUUCUGCUCACAAUGAAGCCGUCAUUCGUGGAAAACGAGGUUAUCCCAGUGAGGCAAUUCGUAAUCUUGAUUGGAUGCACGACUUGCACGCUGCUGACGGCCGUCUCCGGUCUGAUACUGAGUUUUUACUGGUACUUCCGUCGUUCCUGUUUGGUUUUCCUGAAAGUCCAAUGCUGCUUAUCGCUCUCAGGAUCGAUGAUUGUUUUCAUCUACGCCCUUUGGGACGACGUUGCGAACGAGUUUUUCUUGACGGUGAUGAGUUUCCUGGAGAGCUUCCUGCUGACUGGAAUGUCGUCCCAGCUGAGCAAUUUACUUAUUAUCUACUCGGAAUUGGUGCAACUGCCUCGGAUGAAGAGCGUCAAGCAGACAGUCGUCCUCAUUAUUACAGGUGCACCAAUGAUUGCCGUAUUCGGAAACCAUAUGGCCCAUCUGACAAUGAAUUCGAGGAUCAAUUCUUGGUGGUUGCUGAACGGCACAUUGUCCUUCAAUAUAUUCGUGGCAUGCUGUUCCAUUAUUGUACUCCUGUACGCGGUUCUCUACUACAUUGUUGUAAGGAAAUUGACGAAGAUCAACACGAAAUUCGAUAAACCUUCGGAACCGCUUUUGAACAGGUUAAAGCUGCUCCGAAGAUCCGCCCUCGUGUUCACCUCGAUUACCAUCACAAUCUUCGGAAGUGUUCUGUACAUAAAUUCCGCAGACAAUGUCCUUUACCAUUACGUCUUCAGUUCGGCUACGGUCGUAAUGGGAACGGUAAUCUUCUUCAGCUACGUCCUCUUCUCCGAGACGCCUUUGAAGAAGAUCAUUAAUGUGCGUCUUUUAGAUGCAGCAGCCAGCACAGAGAAAUUGAGCCCCGAUACUGGCAAGCAUUUGAAAUUUUUCACAAAUCAAAAGGCGGAAGUGGAGAACGAGUCUACUCCGUACUUCUGCAGGAGCACGGCAGAAACGUGCUUCAGUCAUGAAAUAAUCAAGGUACCGGAAAUCGGUUCAACGUCGUUUAAGACGUACGCGAGCGCCACGUUUCCGGAUCCUUCGUCCUCGCAGCACCAGCAGGACCUACAGUUCUACGAGGGCAGCCCAAAACACUUCAACCACCACCAUCUCCAUCAACACAACCACCAAAGAGACAUCAUCAACUCACCAGAUCUCCUAGGGACGAAGAAGUUCGUUGAACUCGACCUGGUUGCUUCCUCCGUGCAAAAAUCGGUAUACGGAACACAGCCUCCUCUCCCAAGCAUAACCAUAACUCAGCCAGAAGUAAAUGGAGAAAACAACCUUGAGAGGCAACGACCUGAAGGUGAAGAGAAAACGGUGAUGACCGUUGAACUGGUACCGAUAGUUUCGGUGAUGGAGACGACAGUCCCAAUUAAAGGAGACAAUUUGGAUGCGGUCAUGGAUAGCAUAACGCUUGACCUAGAUUAUCUGCUGAACGGAAACGAUUUUGACGAGGAGACGGAAGGUGGUGUUAGUAAUACCGGAAGCGUUGGUACCCAGCAGGUAUCGACGGCGACGGCAAUACCUUCCGGCCCUAGACGUAUCUCUCGUCCGCCGUCUCUGAGCGUCUUCGAGCAAAUCAUAGAGGAACCAGAGGAAGACAUGAAAGUACCGGAAGCAAUUACGAACGUGUCAAGAACUAAUUGCUGAGCGAAUAUCAAAUAUCACUUUUCUUAGGAAUACUUGAGGGUUAUCGUAACUUUUGCAUAAUAACUGGAGGGGAAUGAAAGUAACGUAAAAUGCGACCCGCUGAAUAUUCAAAGUUUCCUCUUUCCGUACCAUUUACUUUCGUCAAGUUUUCAUUUAAGAACUAGUCUGCAGACUUAUUUGCAUUUACAAUUAAAACGAACCCAAAGAUAUUUCUGUUGCAGCUGUCCGUGAACUGAAACUACAAACGUUUGAAUUCAGUUUUGCAGAAAAGUGUAAAUAAUAAUUAUAAAAAAAAAUAUAGGCAGACAUGUAAAUAAAUAAAUAAAUAAAUAGGAUUGUGUACAAACAAAAUGGAUAAACUCUGUGAUAUUUGUAAUCUAUGUGAAAUUCGGCAUCCGUUGUACUUUUUUGAGAGUUACGUGGUGCAAAUCAAAGGACAACGACAAAACUAUUCACAAGAAUCGCUCAAUCUUUUUAAUCCUUGUAUAUAAAUUAUAUUGUAUUUAAAUACUUUAGCGGAAUUUUAACUUCUCAAUGUCAAUGUUAAUAUAAUACUUUUUUAUUUCCUCUCCCAUACACCUCUAUCACAUACAUACAAACACAC
Molecule: messenger RNA, 2669 nt
Organism: Nicrophorus vespilloides
Lineage: Eukaryota; Metazoa; Arthropoda; Insecta; Coleoptera; Silphidae
Product: adhesion G protein-coupled receptor F5-like
Cellular component (GO): membrane
Molecular function (GO): G protein-coupled receptor activity
Source: RefSeq, a predicted model, not a curated record